This is a messenger RNA of Mustela lutreola (European mink), 6964 nucleotides long. RefSeq names its product zinc finger BED-type containing 4 (gene ZBED4). The coding region runs from base 2559 to 6071 and encodes 1170 amino acids. Lineage: Eukaryota; Metazoa; Chordata; Mammalia; Carnivora; Mustelidae. The transcript is spliced from 2 exons. Gene Ontology annotation, molecular function: protein dimerization activity; DNA binding. The record is from RefSeq and is a predicted model, not a curated record.
GCGUCUGGGAAAGUACGGGUGGUUCCGUCUGAGACCCUGUUCCGGGAGGGAAGACCUCUGCUGGGGGGUUCCAGCCUGGAGGAUCUGGGUCCUGAAUGGAGGCCCCAGGGAAGACGCCUCAGUGUCCGGGAGAGGCCGGCCCCCUGGCAGAGCCCGAGUCCUGUGGGUGCCUCCAGGGCCACUGUGGCUUGUGCUCCUGACUGGCGCCAGCCCCGUGAAGGCCCCUCGGCAGCCGCGCCCCAGCCCUUUCCCAGCACCCGCUGCUGAUGGUGGCCUGGGGCUGGGGUGCAGCAGGCUGCCGCCCGCUGGCCCCAUGGCGGCUCUCGGCGAUGGCUCCCUGAUGUGGGUGGGCGACCUGGCCCUUUGACGGUGCAGGUGGUGCAGACCGGGCCCUGCACCUGCUCUGUCCUGCUCAGCACCCCCAUGGAUGCAAACCACAAGGGGCGACUUUUCCUCCAAGGCCGCUGCUGACUGACCUCAGUGGACGGCCUCCCCAGGGCGCGGCAUUGGGAGCGCGAGCCCUUCCGGGACGGCUCCGGUUACGCUGGCGGAGGCUGCGCUCCACAUCCUGUAAGCAGAAGGACACUUGGAAAACUUGGUAGCUUCCAGCCACAGCAGCAGUUUCACACCUGCCCCUCAUGGGACUGUCCUGGUCCCCGUGGGAAAAGGUUAGCAGCAUGGGAGCUGAAGCUGGGCAGAGGGGACCCGCAGAACCACCCAAAGAGCCCUGGUCUGUGACCCACAACAUUUCAGGGACAGAGCAGGGACCUGCCGACCUUACCACGGUUUUGUUUGCUUGCUUUGGAAUGUGCUUCGUUUCCAGGGUAGCCUUAUCACGAUUUCUGACCACAUCUCACGGAAAGGGCUCUGGUUCGGGGUUUCUGAAGUUUAACUCUUAGCAGCUGUCCCUGCUCUUGGUUCUGUCCCCCGUCUCUGCGUGGCUGGCACCGGACUACAGUUUUCCUUGGUGUGAACACAGCGGUCUGAGGCAGCUGGUGCUUUGGCCCCUGCCGAAUGCGUUCGUUAUGGUUACAUGUGGUCAGGGAACGUGAGGGCGCUGUCCACUGUAGACCGGAUCCGAACCGACGGCCUCGGUGGGAAGACUUGUCGCCAAGCUGAGCCAGGCAGGAGGGUCGCUGUGGCUCAUGGAGAGCGAGUGAACCCUGAGUUGGACGCAGCCGUGCUUCCCGGUUGGGUUUUGACGUUUCCAGCUGACCGAGAGCGCGCGUGAGAAUGUCGCGGUGCCGCUGCCUCUGGCCGGUCUGGCGCUUGCCAAACUUGCGGAGGGAGUUGCAGCCAUCCCGGCACGCCACCCGGAAUGCCCUUGUCUCCAAAGAAGAGGCAGAAGGGGACUCUUCUGAGCACCGCACGCCACCACUGACCGCAUCUAGGACAGGGCCCAGGCCGGUCCCUGCGCACCAGCCCCCCCAACGUGCCCCCAGUGGUCUGUGGCAGUGAUUUCUCCAAACCAGAAUCGAGUCCAGGUCAUUAUUGGCCAUUAUGUGUCUUUAGUUUCUUUUCUUCGGGGAAAACUGGUUCCGUGACGUGGACUUUUGAAGAGACCAGGCGGGUUUUCUCACGAGUGCCUGGUGUUCUGGAUUUGUUCCGCGCUGUGUCGUUUGGCUUGUCCCUCUGUCCCCCCCUCACGUGUGCUGUGGCCUGGUGCUGAGAGGUUCGGCUGGAGUCAGGCGACAUGUUUUCAUGAAGGCGACGCUUGCUACCUCCUGCCGCACCAUCCUGGGGGCUGUCCUGCCGGCACUGAUGCCGCCUUCCCCGUGUUCUUUAUUUUAUCUGUCCCUCAUCUGGGCGCCCCGAGAUGAGAGGACAGAUGCUGAACCCUGCCCCUUUGUCACCACUUGUGGGGGGAGCGGCGCUCCUCGCGUGUAGCUUCACGGUGGCAAAUGCUUCUGGUUUUCGUUUCUUUCUUGAAGGUCAGUGCGGAGUAAUGGGUUUUUAUGUGUUCCUUGUGUGAGGGUCUGUGUGUGUUUGGAUGUUCACACGGUUGUAGCUGAGAGCUGGGCGUCCUGCGUGGGCUCCCGACCUCCUGCGGCGGCGGCGCUCCAAGAGCGCUUCUCUGGCCCCUCGCCCUCCCGCCCCGACCUGCUGGCUGCGGCUGCUGCCGCGCCCAAGCAGAGAAGCGUCGCCGUGUGCUCUGUGCUGCCUGCUGCGGCGGCUGUAGGUGCCCCGCCGAGGGACAGAGCUGGGAAAUGUUUUUUAAAACAUGGCGAUGCGAGAGGGUCGUCCUGCUGCCGAGAUGACAGCCGUCCAGUCUCCAGGAGAAGAUGCAGGUCUGCGCUGCGUCAGUGCGUGUCUGCGUCGAGAAGCGGGUCGCAAUGGGGCUCCCGGCAGGUGGUGGCCCGCGCCCUGAGGCGAGCUGGUGUGCUCCCCGCGUGCCUGCCCCUUCGGUGGGGUUCAUGGUCUGCUGCGCUCCUUCGCAUUCAAAAGAUGGAGCUCAUAUUCCACGGCUGAAGAUGGUGGACGUUUGGCGGCACAGAUGAGCCUUCGGAUCAGGUUUUUACUCAUCUCCGACGACGCGGCCCGAGUAGUUAUGGUCAAUUAUGGAGAAUAACCAGGAAACUCAUCCCAAAAGGGAUGGUGAAUUGGUUUCUGAUAAAAUAAAUUUUAAAAUAGAAGAGGAAGAUGGUGUUCGCAUCCCUAAUCACAGUCUGGAAGGAGUGGCGAUUAAGAGGGAGCAGGACAGGCCCGGGGCGGAGCGAGGUGGGGAGCAGACAGAGGCAAGGGAGGCAGGCGGGGACCGCGAGCCCCCCGGGCAGUGCCUCCCCGCCGACCAGGAGGAGGAGUACGGGGCUCUGUUCUCCCAGUACAGCAGCACACUGUACGACGUGGCCAUGGAGGCCGUGACGCAGAGCCUCCUCUCGGGCCGGGGCGCCGGCUCCAGGAAGAAGUCGCCGGCCUGGAAGCAUUUCUUCAUCUCCCCGCGGGACAGCACGAAAGCCAUCUGCACGUACUGCAUGAAGGAGUUCAGCCGAGGGAAGAACGAGAAGGACCUGAGCACCAGCUGCCUCAUGCGGCACGUGAGGAGGGCGCACCCCACCGUGCUGGGCCAGGAGACCGGCGGCGGCGGGCCAGCCCUGCCCUCCCUGUCGCCCCCGCCUCUGCGGCUGCCGCCACCGCCCGCCGACGCCGGAGACCUGGGCGCCGCGCGCUCACCCCUCAAGCUCGCCCCAAAGCUGGCGUCCAAGGUGCCGUCCCCCGACGACGUGACGGAGGAGCCUGUGGUCCCCUCCGAAGACGUCCCCCCAGACACGUCUGCCCCUGACAGGUACGGGCGGGAGGAGUCCCUGGGGGGGCCGCCGCACCUGCCCCCGCUGCCGGGCGAGGAGAGCGCGGAGAACGGGCUGGAGAGAAACCCGCCGCUCCCCAAGGGCACGUCCGGGUCCCGCAGGCGGUCGGCUGUGUGGAAGCACUUCUACCUGUCGCCGCUAGACAACUCCAAGGCCGUGUGCGUCCACUGCAUGAACGAGUUCAGCCGGGGCAAGAACGGGAAGGACCUGGGCACCAGCUGCCUCAUCAGGCACAUGUGGCGGGCGCACCGCUCCAUCGUGCUGCAGGAGAACGGCGGGGGCUCGGGCAUCCCGCCGCCGUACGCCGCGCCCCCCACGCUGCUGCCCGCCCUGCCGCCUCCCGACGGAGACCCGAGCUCCGUGGCGUCCUCGCCCGGGCAGCCGGCCCGGGUGUCCCCCUCGGCGUCCUCCUCGCCGGACCGGCUGCCCGAGGAGCUGCAGGUGCGUCUGAGCGUCGGCGACGCGCUGGCGGAGGACACGGCGCCGGCCUCGGACAACGUGGGCGCGGCCUCGCUGGAGUCCUCUCCCGAGAAGCUGCAGGCUGGCGGCCUGAGCCCUGGCCCGCUGGACUGUGGCGCUGGGUCCCAGCAGAGCAAGAAGGUGAUAAAGAGGCUGAAGUCGGAGGUGUGGCAGCACUUCUCGCUGGCGCCCACCGACAGCCUCAAGGCCGUGUGCCGACACUGCGCCUGCGUCAUCAGCCGGGGCCGCAGGGGCGACGUGGGCACCAGCUGUCUGAUGCGGCACCUGUACCGCCGGCACGCGGACGUCGUGGGCGCCCCAAAGGGCGCGCUGGGCGCCAGCCUGGCCAACUCCCCCUACGCCACGUUGGCCUCUGCGGAAGGCGCCGCUUCCAGAUCGACUGACCUGCCCUCCCUGGUCCCGAGAAACAGUCCGGUCCUCUUUCCUGUGAGCAGCAAGAAGACCUCCAAGCUGUGGAACCACUUCUCCAUCUGCUCCGCGGACCCCACGAAGGUCGUGUGCCUGCACUGCGGCCGCACCAUCAGCCGGGGCAAGAAGCCCACCAACCUGGGCACCAGCUGCCUCCUGCGCCACCUGCAGCGGUUCCACAGCGGCGUGCUCAAGGCCGAGGCGCCCCGGGUCGCGCGGGCUUCCUCGCCCGGCCCGCGGGGACCCCUGAGCGCCCAGCUGCCCGGAGCCGCCUCCUUUGAAGACCCCAACGAGAAGUUCUACGAUUCUCAUCCCGUUGCCAAAAAAAUCACGAGUCUCAUAGCUGAGAUGAUUGCACUUGACCUCCAGCCAUACUCCUUCGUCGACAACGUUGGCUUUAACAGGCUGCUCGAAUACUUGAAACCUCAGUACUCUGUGCCCUCCCCGUCCUACUUCUCGAGGACGGCCAUCCCAGGGAUGUACAAUAAUGUGAAGCAGGUAGUCCUGUCGCACCUGAAGGAGGCGGAGAGCGGCGUGGUCCACUUCACGUCCGGGAUCUGGAUGAGCACGCAGACCCGCGAGUACCUGACGCUCACCGCCCACUGGGUCACCUUCGCGUCGUCGGCCCGGCCGUACCGCGAGGACCACCACGGCUCGGCCCUGCUGGACGUGUCGCAAGUGGACUGCGACUACAGCGGCAGCAGCAUCCGGAAGCAGCUGGAGGGCUGGUGGGAGGCCUGGGUGACGUCCAGCGGCCUGCAAGUGGGCAUCACGGUCACCGACAACCCGAGCAUCGGGAAGACGCUGAGCGAGGGGGAGCGGGCCGGCGUGCAGUGCUUCAGCCACACGGUCAACCUGGUGGUCAGCGAGGCCCUCAAGAGCCAGCGCAUGGUCCAGAGCCUGCUGAGCACCGCGCGGAAGCUGUGCGAGCGGGUGCAGCGCUCGCCCCGGGCCAAGGAGAAGCUGGCGGAGCUGCAGAGGGCCUACGGGCUGCCGCCGCACCACCUCCUGCAGGACGUCCCGUCCAGGUGGAGCACGUCCUUGCACAUGCUCGAGCGGCUCGUCGAGCAGAAGCGGGCUGUCAACGAGGUGUCGGUCGAGUGCGGCUUCCGGGAGCUCAUCAGCUGCGACCAGUGGGAGGUAAUGCGGUCCGUGUGCCUCGCGCUGAAGCCCUUCGACGCGGCCGGCCGGGAGAUGAGCGCGCACGCGUCCACGCUCAGCCAGGUCAUCCCCAUGAUUCACAUCCUGAACCGCAAGAUCGAGAUGCUCUUCGAGGAGACCAUGGGCAUCGACACCAUGCUCAAGUCCCUGAAGGAGGCCAUGGUGAGCCGGCUGGCCGCCACCCUGCGCGACCCAAGGUACAUCUUGGCCACGCUGCUGGACCCGCGCUAUAAGGCCUCCCUGUUCUCGGAGGAGGAGGCGGAGCAGUACACGCGGGACCUGAUCCGGGAGCUGGAGGCGCUGAACCCUACCUCAGACAACACGCCCAUCCCCAACGGCUGCGACGCGGGCGCCCCCUCGCAGGGCACGAUCGGGGAGGAGAACCUGUGGUCCCUCAUGGCCAAGAUGACGAAGAAGGGCCCCCGGGAGAAGACGAAGGUGCCCGAGGACAUGGUGCUGGCCUACCUGGAGGAGGAGGUGCUGGAGCACGGCUGCGACCCCCUCACCUACUGGAACCUGAAGAAGGCGGCCUGGCCGGGCCUGGCCGCGCUGGCCGUGCGGUUCCUGGGCUGCCCACCGAGCAUCGUCCCUUCUGAAAGGCUCUUCAACACACCCACAGAGAACGGCAGCUUCGGCCAGUCCAGGCUCAUGACGGAACAUUUUGAAAAACUCAUCUUUUUGAAAGUGAAUCUUCCCUUGAUAUACUUCCAGUAUUGAAGCUCGCAGCGGAGCCGCCGUCGCCGGCCACCGUCGCUGCCCGGGCGCCCACUGUCUGUCCCGGGGAGGCGGCGUGCCCCGGCGGGCCCCCCACCCCGUCCAGCGUCACUGUAAUGCCUACGUGUGCCUUACUGCCGGUGCCGCAGCCGGGCGUCGCCGCGGGCCUCCCACGGCCUGCGAGGGAGAGCCUGUCUUGCCGCCGCCGAUGAAAUACGAUGAUUCGGGUUUCACUCCCAACUGUAACGUGUUUUUUAAAAGUGGGGGCUUAGUAAUGUGUUUUACUAGAACGGCAGAGGAGAUGUGAGCAGUUUUAUUCUGUAGGCUUUUUAUUCAAUUAUGUAAAAACCACAAAUCAGGUACUGUAUUUUAGUUUAAGAAUUGCUUUAAUUCAACACAGCAGCUUUUGUGGCUGUUUAAUGAAAUCUGUAAAUAAGAGGUGGAGUUCAAGCCAUCCUGGCUGAGCAGGUUCUAACUGCAGGCUCUAAAGCGUGUCGAGUACAGAACAUUCUGGAACAUGGUGUUGGCUGCCACGGAGGUGCGGCGUCGGAAGAGGAAAGUAACCUCAGACGCGUCCCGCCGUGCCAGUUCUGUAGUGACUGGGUAGAGAGAGCGUCCCGGUCUGUGCUUCUGCUGCAUUCAGGUUUUACAUGGUCGACCUCGGCCAGAGCCCCGGACACCUGCUGUCGAGCCCACGCGCCAGGGGCCCGCACGCAGCGGUCCUGCCGAGGGCGCCCGACCCUCGGACCUGCUGUCUCGACACCAGGGAGCUAUCUUUGGAAAUUUGUGCACUGACCCCACUGACCCCAAUUUGAUCAAAUUAUGUAUAAAACUGUUUCUAGAAGAGACGGCUCGUUAACAGGGAGGAGGUUGUUCCAUUGCAGUUGUAAGAGUAG